AUGCUUCCUCCUAUGAAAGCUCAUAUCGAAAGCCUUCUCCGAGCAUCAAAGCAAUUGCUAACUUUGCUCAUUUAUCCGCCUAAAGAUCUUUCUGUUGACCGAGGGAAAUUGAGUGAUAUAGUUACUUGCAUUGAAGGUCUUAUUGCUGAGGUAGCAUCUGUUGCUUACUCUUUCUUCAUUGACAAAGCAGGAGAAGUUACCUUUGUAUGCUUUGACUUAUUAAAAAAUAUUGACUGUGUCAUGGAAGACCUAAAAGAAGUGAUUAUGAAAGCUCCAUUGUCAUCAAAAAGGAAUUUGCCCAGGACAAAUGGAUUAGGCUUUAUUGACUCCCUCUUACGCUAUUUGAAAGAGUUGCAAGAUGGAAAGUAUGAUUCUGUUAUCAAACAUCUUAUUGCAGAAGCCCAGGAGGAGUUAUCUCUCUUGUUGGAGAAAGUUGUGAAGAAAAAACAUGACUUUGAGGAGAGUUGGGAACUCUUGCAAAUUAAGUUGUUCAACGAUCAAACUUGCCCGUCAGAACUACGUGAGGUAGGAUGUCAAAUUGCAAGAGAGUGUCAAGGAAUACCUCUCCUGGUGAUUUUGGUAGCUGGUGUUUUGAUGAAAAAAGAGGAAAAUUGGAGAAAAUUUGCAGAAAGUAUAAAUUCAGAUGCUGACAUUAGGGCAAAGUCCCAAGAUAUAAUAGAAUUGAGCUACAAGUACUUGCCAGAUUAUCUCAAACCUUGCCUUCUAUAUUUUGCAUCAUUUCGAAAGGAUGAAGAAAUUCCAUUCUCAAACUUCGUAUGGUUAUGGACUAUUGAGGGAUUUGUUCUGAACACAGAGGCAAAGAGUGUGGAGCUUGUUGCAAAAAGUUUACUGAAUGAUCUCAUUGGUAGAAGCUUGAUAAUGGUCAACAAGAAAAGGUCCAUCGAAGGAGUCAGAUCAUGUCACAUUCAUUAUAUGAUGUACGAUUUUUGUGCGAGAAAAGCUAUGGAAGAGAGGUUUAUGCAGCUAACAAGUACUGGGAACAAAGAUUUGACUAGUUCCUUUUAUGAGAACAGGAGGCUGUGUAUUAAUCAUAGCCUUUAUUGGGCGAGUGGAAUGUGCCAUGUCGGAAGGUUCAUUCUAGAGAUCAAAAGAGUUGAUUCACCUGAAGUUCUUAGGAAUCAAAGGCUAUGUGGAAUCUAUGACAUCAUGGAUAUCGAACCUUUCAAACCUAGAGGUAUUGCUCGUAAUAACAGUAGGAAGGUGUACAAUAUUGCCGGUGUCCAUCUGGAAUAUGCCAAGCUAGCAGCCUAUAUGAUCAAGAAGGCAACCAAACUGCGAAAGCUCAAGUGCCACUAUAAAGAACCUCUCAAACUCAAAUUAGAUGCUCUUCCACUUGAAUCACUCAAUGUGAAUGGUUGGAUCUUGAAGUUCAGCUUGCCCUUGAUGCUGACAAAACUAACUCUAUCAGAUAUUUCAUUACCGCAAAGUGAAACGUCUAAUAUCGGGAGCUUGCCAAAUUUAGUAGUUCUCAAAUGGAAUGCCUCCGAUGAGUCCUUGCCCAACCUCAAGCGGCUUUUGGUAGAAAGCGGCUUCCAUCUUCAAGAAAUCCCUUCUGCUAUUGGAGACAUUUUAACCCUAAAGAUGAUUGAAGUGAAACGAUGUG
Molecule: messenger RNA, 1624 nt
Organism: Lycium ferocissimum
Lineage: Eukaryota; Viridiplantae; Streptophyta; Magnoliopsida; Solanales; Solanaceae
Product: putative late blight resistance protein homolog R1A-10
Exons: 5
Biological process (GO): defense response to other organism
Molecular function (GO): ADP binding
Source: RefSeq, a predicted model, not a curated record